AUGGGCGAGAAUGGGGGCGGUGGGGGGGGGGGCGCCGGGGCGGGGUGGGGGUCGAGGAGAGCGGGAGGGAUCUUUGGGUAUGAGGAAGGGCGUGUAUGGGGUCGGGUGGAUGGGGGGGGUGGGGGUCUGGGGAGCGGGGGCGAGGGGGGGGUGGGGGUGGGGAAGAGGGGACUCGGGUGGACUGGGGGUGCGUGUGACGAAGGGAAACGGUUGAGUGUCGUGGGGGAGGCGCCCGGGGGGUGA
Dicrocoelium dendriticum is the source of this 243-nucleotide messenger RNA. The record is from the annotation of a GenBank genome assembly. Lineage: Eukaryota; Metazoa; Platyhelminthes; Trematoda; Plagiorchiida; Dicrocoeliidae.